This is a messenger RNA of Scheffersomyces coipomensis, 2034 nucleotides long. RefSeq lists its product as uncharacterized. Gene Ontology annotation, cellular component: membrane; Golgi apparatus. The coding region runs from base 1 to 2034 and encodes 677 amino acids. The transcript has a single exon. The record is from RefSeq and is a predicted model, not a curated record. Gene Ontology annotation, biological process: protein localization to membrane; vacuolar transport. Lineage: Eukaryota; Fungi; Ascomycota; Pichiomycetes; Serinales; Debaryomycetaceae.
AUGCAUCUAAACAAGUUACUCAUACUAUUUCAAAUCAUAAUCACUUAUACCUCCCUAGUACUGGGUUUCAAUUUUGGGUUCUCCAAGAAUUAUUAUAAAAAGGGUGAUCUGGUUGAUUUAUUAGUUAAUAAAAUCGAAUCAGAUAAUACUCAAUUACCUUAUUCUUAUUAUAAUUUACCCUUUGUUUGUCCUCCUGGUAAAAAUGCCAAACCAAGACAUUUAUCAUUAGGUGAGAUCUUAAGGGGAGAUCGUAUCUGGGAAUCGAAUUAUGAAUUAAGAUUCGGUGAAGAUAUGUCAUGUAUGAGAUUAUGUGAUUUAAUCUCAAGAGAAACUGGAUUAGCAAGAGCUGAUAGUUUAAUUAAAAAUGGUUAUGUGGUUCAUUGGUCUAUUGAUUCAUUACCAGGUGCCACUACAUUUGUCUCAAACAAUAAAAAUAAUAAAUAUUAUGCUGCUGGAUUUCCUUUAGGAUUUGUAACUGAUAAUAUUUCAUAUAUUUAUAAUCAUGUUAUGAUUGUAAUAAGAUAUCAUACUGAAGCAAAUCAUAAACAUACCAUUGUUGGAUUUGAAGUUUAUCCUAAAUCAGUUAAUAAUGAACAAUGUCCAGGAUCUUCAAAAGCUUAUGAAAAUUUCGCUCUUGAUGUUAAAAAGUCUAAGACUGGUGAAUUAUUAAAACAAAAAACCAUUAUUCCUUAUACUUAUUCAGUAUAUUGGAGAGAAGAUAAUUCAAUUGAUUAUGAUUCAAGAUGGGAUCUUUAUUAUGAAAAUGAAUCUACCGGAAAAAAUCAUCAUAUUCAUUGGUUAUCAUUCACUAAUUCAAUAGUAUUAUUAUUCUUAUUAACUUUGAUUGUAACGGUGGUACUUUUAAGAACUUUAAAAAGAGAUUUAUCUUCUCUUUCCCCCAAUGGUACUGGAUCUUCGCCAGCAUCAUCAUCUCCAACUUUACCUUUAACUAAUACUAAUGGUCAAGAUGACUCUGCUCCUUGGAAAGGUUUAAUUUCAGAUGUAUUUAAAUGUCCAUCAUUCAUUUUACCAUUAACUACCUUGGUAGCAGCUGGUAUUCAAGUUAUAGUUGUCCUUAUUGGAGUUAUAUUUAUUUUUGUGCUUAAUUCCAAAUUAUUUAUUCCGGGUUUAAAGAAUUCAACCACAUUUUUUAAUAAUCAUGAAGGUGCCCUUAUUUCAAUUUCAAUUUUCAUAUUCAUAAUAUCAGGGUUCGUAAGUUCAUAUAUUGGAAUCAUUCUUUAUAAAUUCUUAAACAAUGAUAAUAUAAAUCAAGAAUAUCCAAAUGAUAAAAUCAUUAAAUUAUCGUUAUUAUUUGGUAGUUUCUUACCUCAAUCAAUUUUAAUCAUUGUAUUCUUUUUGAAUUUCUUUGUUUGGGCUAAGGAUUCAUCAUCAGCUAUCCCAUUUGGAACCAUUAUAAUCUUAUUAUUGUUAUUCUUUUUAAUUGAAUGUCCAUUAGGUAUAAUAGGAGGUUAUUAUGGUAAUAAGAAAACUUUCUCGAUCAAAUCAUUCUUUAAUAAUCAAGCUAUCAUCAAAGAAGCAUCAUCAAACAAACCUAAAUUAUUAAGAAGAUAUAAUUCAUGGUUAUUAAGUCCUAUCCCAAGUAUAGUAAUCUUUGGAUUGAUUCCAUUUGGAGUGGUCUUUGUGGAAUUAUUAUUCAUAUUUAAUAGUUUAUGGCUUGAAAAAACCACCUUUUAUUAUAUGUAUGGAUUCCUUUUCAUUACUACUGUCAUGCUUAUCAUCAUCAUUGCUGAAUCCACCAUCAUUGCCAUUUAUAUCUCCCUUUCCGUCUAUAACAAUCCUAAUUGGCAAUGGUUAAGUUUUAGAAUUGGAUCCAGUAUAGGAUGGUAUAUUAUGGGAUAUACGAUAUAUUAUUUCACAUUUUAUUUGAACGUUAAUGAUUUCGUUAGUAGUUUGUUAUAUUUCAGUUAUAUGGGAUUAGCAUGUUUCUUAAUAUGUGUGGGAUUUGGAUCAGUUGGUUUAAUUACUGGUUUAAUCUUUGUAAAAAAGAUUUUCUCAACUAUUAAAGUUGAUUAG